Molecule: messenger RNA, 471 nt
Organism: Sclerotinia sclerotiorum 1980 UF-70
Lineage: Eukaryota; Fungi; Ascomycota; Leotiomycetes; Helotiales; Sclerotiniaceae
Exons: 2
Coding region: 1-471 (156 amino acids)
Source: RefSeq, a predicted model, not a curated record
AUGGAAACUAAAUUCUGCCUCGAAAAGGUGCAAUUGGGCGAUUUAGAUUGUGCUUUGAAACUCUGUCUUUUUGUGCUCACAGGUGUGGAAUCAUAUCAUCCCGACUUCGAAAGUCUCCCUAUAGAACCAGAGCGGGUAAUCUUACACAAAUUGCUAUCAAACUUCGGGCCGCUUCCAGAUGUACUCGUAAAGCAUGUUGAUGAUGAGAAAGGAGGCGAGCUCUUGAAGGAUCUUUGGAAAAUGAUUGAGGAGGAUGAGGAGCGAGCUGAAGGGUAUGAGCCUUUUGAGCAAUGGACUGAGAUUGAUUAUCCCAAUCUCAAUGAAGAUGCGAAAAGGUUGAUACUGAGGAUGACGAAUCUGGAUCCUGGAAAGAGGGCGGAGAUGGCUGAUAUUAUGACAGAUCCUUAUUGGGAUGGGGUUGGUUCUGAGGGUAUUUUUGGGGCUGAAGAAUGUUUUAAAGAUGAAUCAUGA